CAAGGCGAAGCGUCACGAAACUGGAUUAUGGUAACAACAUUUCGAAACGACUCAUAUUUCACUGAAGCCGACGAAGAUUAUGUGUUUGGGCCAGAUGACACUAAAGCCGGAAUGAUUAUUAGUUUGGUCGGCUUCAUCGGAGUCUCUGUUCAAUCUGUCGUUGUCACCGGCGCAUAUAAUAUCAAGAACAUGAAGGGUACCGUAUUUGGAGCCCUAAUUUUAAAUGAAACAUUUUCCCAGUUUGCGGCAACUUCCAUCACAUUUUUCUUCUUUUUCGUAGGAAUUUUUUUAAACACAAUAUUAAUUGUCAGUAAUUCUGCAAUUUUCGGAAAUAUAUCCCUGACAAUUUUGCCAAUUAUGCUGGGCACCCACUUUCUGAUGGCUUUCAACAGGUUUUGUGCUUCAAGUAUGCCAUUUGGAUACAGAAAAAUCUUUAGCAAAAAUUACGUACUCACUUACAUCAUCAUAAAUUGGACACUUCCCCCCGUAAUUUAUUCGUAUUUUUUCUUCUUUUAUAAUUGUUCCUUCCCGUUUUUCCAAUUUGGGUGGGUUUUCAUGGAAGCUCAGCGGAAUGAGACAUGUGGAGCAAAACUUCUACUGUUAAGCCUAUCUGUUCAGUUCGUGAUUAUCUUUAUUAUCACAAUUCUGGAUAUUUCCACGUUUAUCAUUCUUAUCACUUGUCGAAAAUCGAUAUUUAAAGGGCAAAGUAAAGAGAAUAAACAACGCGAUAUCAAUUUUGCGAUGCAGGUGAUAAUUCAGGGAAUUGUUAUGGUGUUUUUUGGUGUUUGGUAUGUUUCCGGUUAUUCGUUUUUGCCUGGCAACAGGCUGGAUUGGAAAAUUUUUAUGACAACUACGGUCUCGUCUUCUUUAACUAAUUGCCUAGCACCAAUAGUAAUAUGUUUUUUCAAUGCAGAAUAUCGCCGAUGGAUUAUUCGUUUGAUUCGCCGAGAAGGAGCAUCACAGAAUUUGACAGUUGUGUUGAGUAGGACUUCAUAA
This is a messenger RNA of Caenorhabditis elegans, 996 nucleotides long. RefSeq names its product 7TM GPCR serpentine receptor class x (Srx) domain-containing protein (gene srx-44). NCBI's taxonomy places the organism in Eukaryota, Metazoa, Nematoda, Chromadorea, Rhabditida, Rhabditidae. Bases 28 to 996 code for a protein of 322 amino acids. The transcript has 8 exons. The record is from RefSeq and is marked reviewed.